Messenger RNA from Cydia splendana, 1322 nucleotides. RefSeq names its product adhesive plaque matrix protein-like. The transcript has 4 exons. The record is from RefSeq and is a predicted model, not a curated record. Bases 109 to 930 code for a protein of 273 amino acids. NCBI's taxonomy places the organism in Eukaryota, Metazoa, Arthropoda, Insecta, Lepidoptera, Tortricidae.
CUUAAAUUAUAAAAUAAAACAAUUUAGAAUCUUUAUUAUGGCUAAUGGCUAAGGGGAAUCCAAUUCAGAACUAAACGUUACUGAUUGUUAUCUGAAGCUUAAUAUAUAAUGUCUGAUAGCGUAAAAAUACGAGUUACGGGUCUACCCGGCGAUAUCACACUCUCGAUUCUCAAGACCGAGUUUAGAACGUUGUUCAGAAAGAUAUACGUAAAGCAGUUUUGGAUAGAGAAACUCUGCGACAUGGAAGGGGAUUUGAAACAGAUGAUAGUCAAAUUGAGAUACAGAGCCGAAGCACAUCGAGCUCAAAAUUUCUUUCACAGCAAGCCAUUUGUGUACAAUAUGAUGAAGUAUCCCCUUGUUGUGCACAAUUUUGAGGAAUCCGAGGAUUUGCCUGAAGAGAGUUCUGAGGAUAGGGGACAUCGUGGCAAUAAGCUCAGGCCAGAGUGGGCCAGGUCGCGCUCUCGAAGUCCGGGGUACAGCCAGGAAGCUAGAUUCGAUGAACAUAGGCCUCGAACCUCAGAUAGAUUUGAAGAUUAUAAAACACAUCAUAACGACCACCAGCGUGAGCCUGUGCUACAAAGAUCUCAUGAGAAAUACCCACCAGAGAAAGCAUAUCGGCCAAGCAACACAAGAUACCCUCCAAACCAGUCCAGAUACUCACCAGAUAGGUCAAGAAACUCAAGAUACCCCCCAGACCGAUCAAGAUACCCUCCAGACAAUCUAAGAAAAUCCAAAUACCCCCCAGUUUGUUCGAGAGAUUCUAAAUACUCUCCAGAUAGGUCAAGAAACACAAGAUACCCCCUAAACCGAUCAAGAUACCCCCCAGAGCGGUCAAACAACUCAAGAUACCCCCAAACCUCAAGAAACUCAAGAAAUCCAACAGAAUGUCCGGCCUGGUCAAGAGAUUCAAGGCACUCACCACCCCGGUGACAAAAUACAAUAUUCAGAAUGUAAUGAUUCACAAGUUCCGAUCUUUGGCUGAAACAUCAUUUUUAUACCGAAACCUGCGCAAACCGAAACUUUUAUUGGACACUAAGUAUGACAGUUAUGUAAGUGUAAGGUUGUCUGGAAGAGAUCGCUCUUUAGCGAUAAGACCGCCUGUUGUCUGCCUCUACAUUUAAUCAAUUGUACUUUUCUUUUGUAUCUUUUUACUGAGGUGUGCCAAUAAAGAGUAUUCUAUCUAUCUAUCUAUGACACUGGACAUAACAAGAAUAUGAUAAGUAUGAUAACAAAAACCGAUCACGUGCGAGUCGGACUUGGGCACUGAGAGUGCCGAACAAGAUUAUUAUAGUCCCAUACUUAUGAAUCCUCUAACUCAGCGG